CAGGAGCAAAUCAGCAAACGCGUCAAGAACUCGGAAGCACACGCGCUUCCAAGAAAAUUUCCACUGCGAUCCUCUUCAACAUCUUCGUUUCCCAUCCGAUCGCAUAGCGUAUAAAUAUCACCAGCUACCUGAUUCAUUAUUCAUCCAUCACUCGUUCGAUCUCUCCCAUAUAAUUCUAAGCAGAUCAAUUGUCACAACUAGCUACGAUCAUGGCAGCCUACGGGAAGCCGCAGCCGCCGCUGAACGACGCGUACUACGGCCCGCCGAUCCCGCCGCCACCGGCGGCAGCGUACUACGGCGCAGCGGCGCCUCCGCCCGCGCCACGCCGGAGCGGCGCGCACCGUCUGUUCUGCUGCCUCUUCAGGGUGCUCGCCGUCGCCGUCAUCGCGCUCGGCACCGCCGUCCUCGUCCUCUGGCUCAUCUACCGCCCCAGCGUCGUCAAGGCCUACGCCGACACCGCUGCGCUGUCCCGCUUCGACCUCACCAACGGCGGCAGCCUCCUCGUGUACAACCUCACCGUGGGCAUGCGCGUGCGCAACCCCAACCGCUUCGGCAUCAACUUCAGGAGCGUCGACGCGCAGGCGUCCUACGACGGCGACCGGUUCGGGUACGCGCCGCUGCAGCCGUUAUACGUUGGUCGGAAGAGCGACGCCAGGUUCGACGUGACGCUGAGCGGCUCGGCGGCCAUCGACGACCGCGACGUGGAGCGCACAUACCGGAGGGAGACGGCGCAGGGGUCUUACGAGGUUAAGGUCAGGGUGUACGCUAGACAAGGAUUCAAGGUCAGGGGCUUCAGGCUGAACAACAAGAGCAAAUUCACCUGCACGCUGAACCUGCCGGCGCCCAACUCCGGCAACGGCACCGCGAGCGGGACGCCGACGACGGUGUUCACGAGGAAGCAGCCGAAGUGCGACGUGGACUAUUGACGUGUUCGUGUCACUGAUACGACAUGGAGGCAUGAUCGAACUCCUCGGCUGGGAACGACACGACACAGUCUGCCAUGCUUUAUUUAAUUUGUUCAGCUUGUAGAAAAUUCUUUCGAAAACAUGUAUUUGUAUAUGCACGAAUGAAUAGAUGGAGCUAUAUGUAUUUAUGCACGAAUGAAUUGAUCGAGCUAGCCGGGUUUUUGUGCCGCUAUUAAA
Oryza sativa Japonica Group (Japanese rice) is the source of this 1142-nucleotide messenger RNA. Its product is annotated as NDR1/HIN1-like protein 10. Gene Ontology annotation, cellular component: plasma membrane. The record is from RefSeq and is a predicted model, not a curated record. Lineage: Eukaryota; Viridiplantae; Streptophyta; Magnoliopsida; Poales; Poaceae. Gene Ontology annotation, molecular function: protein binding.